AUAGAAAGUUAACCUAUUGUCCGAUCCCCAACACAAUAUUUGCACUCACACCACUCAGUGCCAUACACAGGUGCAUAUUCUUCGCAUCAUUUUAUGUUUUGGGGUGGUUUUGGCGUCCUUAAUUAAGAUGGCGCCUGCAUAGAUACGUAUCGCACUGUAACCUGCAACGCCAUGACGAGCAGCUGUCGUGUAUAAUCGUGUGCAAAAUAGAAAUAAACAUGAAAUCUUCAGGACUGAUCUUCGUUAUAAUCGGGCUUUCUCUUUUGUAUAUAGUGGAAGGAAAUGUAAUAAGUCUGGGAAGCAUGCUCGGAUGGCUAGAUCCGAAGCUUCAUUCUAUAUUUGGAGCUUAUGGAAGAUUCAAUGGAUAUGGUUGUUACUGUGGAAUUGGUGGGACAGGAUUGCCUAAAGAUGAAAUAGACUGUUGUUGUCAGCAGCACGAUGCCUGUUAUCAGAGUUUAUCAGACGAAGGAUCGUGUACAAACAAAGGAACAUUCAGUCAUCUUUAUCCAUUCACUAAAUACACAAAGGAUGGAAGACCUCACAUCAAAUGCACGGAAUCUAACGACCCAUGUGCCUACGAACUCUGCCAAUGCGAUCGAUCGGCUGCUAUUUGUCUAUCUAAACAUGAAUCCAAAUACGAUAUUCAGUAUAAGAAUUACAACCGGAAGACAAAAUGUGAGAGACGGAAGUGGAUGCAAGCUGACUUUUGUCCACUAGAAUAAGAAGGAGCGGCACCAGCGUAUUUUGACUUUUUUAAGGGAGGGGGGGCAGAUAAUAUAUAUUCUUUUAAUUACAGUGGUAAUAAAGAGUUCAAUACACGAUCAAAAACUCUUUUUUAUUCUCUUUUGUCUUCUAUUCUCCCUUUCUUUAUCUGUUAUGGUCUUUCUCGUCUUUCUUCUACUUUGUUUUUACUAUUUGGAAAACAAUAGAGGCGCCCUUAAGCGCCGCCCCUAAUAUGCAGUCAAUAAACUUUCCAACAUGAAUACCACCGAUCCACCUAUCUGUUCGACAAUUUCAUACAUUUGAGUAUGUUGCUACAGCCACUCUGAAACACACUCCAAAUCGACCGGUUGUGGAUACCAUUGGUGGAAAUAACGUCCUAGCUUUGAUCGGCCGUCUGGGUCCCGUAACACAAAGAUUAGCGAUUAAUCGCUAAAUGAAAUGGCCUAUCAAGAUCAUCGUUGCAUGAGCAUUUUGCUCAGUGGACUGACUAGGAAGCAAUCAGAAUUGUUCUUUCAAAAUUAGUGAUUAAUCCUAACCAUUGUGUAAUUUACGGAAGUCGGGGCACAGAAGGACAUAACUCACUGCUUAUGGCAUUUUGAGAAAUCGCAUCAACUAAUCAGUAUAUAGCACCAUGGACUUACUGGAAAUGAUAAAGCCUUCAAAUUCUUUUAAAAUUAAGACUCUAAAGUCUUAAAUUCAAUCCAUAUUCAUAUUGCAUAACAAAACAACAACGACAAAGAUUUCAUCACAUCUCAGUCAUGUUAAUGAAGUAAAUAUUUUGUUACUAAAACACGCAGUCGCACAUAUGAUUUACAACAUUUUACUUGGAUCAUCAAACACAACUUUUCUCAAAAUCAUUGGUGUAUUCUGAGAAUUCCAGUAGUUAACACCUUUGGUUUUUCAGCCACCUUAUUAUACCCAUUCACAAGUUUAUGCAAAUAAUUAUGUUGACAGGUUAAAAGGGAAGGGAAGGAAAAAGAGAAGUAAAAACAGAAAUUAGGGAGUAUAAACAAUAAAAGUAUUAGUUUUAUAUAGCACUAUUUUUCCCUCUGUGUUUAAUUUGACAAAGGAUAGCGUCACCUUAUGUCUGUACAUAUACAUGUAUUAUGAGAAUCAUGUUGUAAUUUAAAUUGUAUAAAAGAAUUGUAAAAAAUGUAUAUGUAAAUUAAUAUUUUGUUGUAAACAA
This is a messenger RNA of Lytechinus pictus (painted urchin), 1909 nucleotides long. RefSeq names its product phospholipase A2-like. Bases 219 to 722 code for a protein of 167 amino acids. The record is from RefSeq and is a predicted model, not a curated record. The transcript is spliced from 5 exons. Gene Ontology annotation, molecular function: phospholipid binding; calcium ion binding. Gene Ontology annotation, biological process: phospholipid metabolic process; arachidonate secretion; lipid catabolic process. NCBI's taxonomy places the organism in Eukaryota, Metazoa, Echinodermata, Echinoidea, Temnopleuroida, Toxopneustidae.